Molecule: messenger RNA, 1990 nt
Organism: Exophiala xenobiotica
Lineage: Eukaryota; Fungi; Ascomycota; Eurotiomycetes; Chaetothyriales; Herpotrichiellaceae
Exons: 1
Coding region: 193-1629 (478 amino acids)
Source: RefSeq, a predicted model, not a curated record
CACAAUUUGGCUCAGUUUGCACCGUGUACCGUUGAUUUAUGCUAUGUAGGAGUCAAACUGGGCUUCCGCUGGUCUUUCUACUCAGGUUAAUCGACCCUCAAAGCUUAGGCCACGCAAACCCUUCGCGAAGGUAGAAUCCAAAGGCAUGCUAGAAACGAAGCACCUUCACACAGCCGUCGUCGUCGGCUGCAAAUGAGAUUUGACUCUACUACAAGGAUGGCUACUCAACCAUCGCAGGAGCUCAUUGUCACAGAGAUUGAUGCCGAAAGUCUCCCCAGUACCAUCUUCAAAAUCAACCUUACUACGGGUGGCGUUGAGAAGCACACUCCCCGAGCUUCAAUUCCGACCACAGCAUCUCUUUCUCUGCUUCAGAAAUGCAUAUCCCCCUUUCUACCCGCCGGCUAUCCCUCAACAGUAACUGCCGACUACACUCCCUACCAGAUCUACGACUCUCUACAGGCAUUUGCCUCCACCAUUGCCGGCCUUCUGGCAUCUCGCGCCGUCUUCGUGGGUAUGGGCGUCGGGUCCGAAGACGUAUCCCUCGUAACGACGAUGCUACUAUACAUCGCCCAGGAAACUAUCGGCCGCGUGGCGACCAUCCUCUUCGCGCACCGAUUUUCCCAGCGUAUCGAAGCGGAAGUCAAGUUCUACCGAUUUUUCGCAGACAUUGUUAAUGACAUUGCGUUUGUGCUCGACUGCAUGAGCCCGGCAAUGCCAAUCUUCGGCCGAGUCCUGACUCUGUGCGUCAGCAACGCUUUCCGAGCCAUGUGUGGUGUCGCUGGCGGGAGCAGUAAAGCGAUUCUGAGCUCUCACUUCGCACGAGCGGGUAAUAUAGGGGAGCUCAACGCCAAAGAUGGCAGCCAGGAGACUGUAGUCAGUCUGGCGGGAAUGUGGGCGGGCGGUCUGGUCGUUAGUAAAGUACAAGGGACAGUGGCCACGUGGUGUUGCUUGCUACCCUUGCUUGCGCUUCAUUUGUGGGCCAACUGGAAGGCUGUGAAGAGUGUGCGGCUGCACUCACUGAAUGCCGAACGAGCGUGCAUACUGUUCAGAGGCAUGCUCCGCAGUGGACAGCUUCAGGGCCCCGAUGAUGUUGGCAGGCAAGAGUCGGUCCUCAUUUCUGGCAACAAGCGGAUUGGUGUCCAGGUCGGUGUCGGUCUCAAUGAUUUCCUGCUUUUCAUGCAGGCCACUUUGGGCAACAGAAGAAAGACUCUUGAAGACUUCCUGUACAUUGUGGAAGCAUUCGCGCGGGAGGAUUACCUGCUUUGGGUUGACGUGCGGAACAGCAAAGGGAUGAUAUUACUAAAAGAAUCAGGCUCCGCCGAGACGCAAGCAAAAGGUUUUUGUCAAGCCAUUCGAUGCUUGCAUCGUGAUUUCUCUGUUGCAGAGUCAACGGCAGACGUCGUGGUUCAAGGAGGUGAUAGACAGAGUCCAAUAUCGCCCAGAAAACAUGAGCAACCCGACGUCCUUACGUUAGUGGUUGCCACCCUGCAGGAAAACCAUGAUCAAUGGCAGAAAGUCCGAGAUCAAGCUCAGAAAGCUGGCUGGAAUCUUGGUCUCACCAAUUUGGUCAAAGGGCGAGGACAUCGAAUUCAACUGGAAAAGGCGUCUGAGACCAAGAAAGACAAAUGAGCAAUGCCCUGGAAAUCUUUGCCUUUUGCUGUGGAAUCAUGGUCUCGGCUGAGAUCCCUGUCGGCAAUGGAGCUCUCCUGGAGCCUUGUGGAGAUGUCGCUUGAUCAACUGCAACCCAGCACGGAGAGGUCGACAGCAAAUGAAACAGGCACGGGGCGUGCCUUUCUCGGCAAGACCUCAUUGUAGCAGAGCAACAUCGAUAUACGGAUAUGACACCUUGAAUUGACUAACAUAUUGAACAGAAUUUUUUUCGGUGGCUGAAGCCCCGAGGGCAAAGAUAAAGCGACUGGGAUUGCAUGAGUCCACGUGCCUUCAAUUUAGCCGGACGGAUGGCGGCAGAGAAGCAGAUUGCCAAUCUAGG